Messenger RNA from Ceratitis capitata (Mediterranean fruit fly), 1659 nucleotides. RefSeq names its product UBX domain-containing protein 6 (gene Gint3). The transcript has 6 exons. NCBI's taxonomy places the organism in Eukaryota, Metazoa, Arthropoda, Insecta, Diptera, Tephritidae. Bases 53 to 1354 code for a protein of 433 amino acids. The record is from RefSeq and is a predicted model, not a curated record. Gene Ontology annotation, molecular function: protein binding. Gene Ontology annotation, cellular component: cytoplasm.
GAACACUCACCACGAAUCUAGGGUAACUGCAGAUUGUAUAAUAACCGAAGAAAUGUCGAAAAUAAAGAAAUUCUUUUCACGUAAGAAGGAGGAAGCGGCGUUUAAGCUUAAGCUUGGCGGCGGCAUGGGUCAAGGAAGAGCUUUAAACGCUGCUGCACCGCCACCGAACAGCUCAAGCUCGAAGUCUGGAAAUGCUUAUGUGCCACCAAAGCGCCAGGAAAUGAGUUCGGAAGCGCGUCAAGCCGCCGCUGCGGCUUUAGCACGUAUAGAGAAAAAGGAGACUAAAGAUUUUAAUACUUCGUUAGCAGCUAUCAAAGCGCAAGCCAAACGCGAACUCGAAGCGGAACAGAAACUAAAAUCGGAAGAGCAAAGUGCCACUUCGGCUUCGUCCACAUCGAUUCGAAAGAAUCUGGCAUGUGAAGGCGUGUUCUUUCGCUGUGCUUUGAUAAGCGAUGAAAUCUUGCCACGAAAAGAAUGGAAAGCCAAGAUAAAAGAGUUUCUUUAUCAACAACUAGAAUCGGAACAAGCACUGACUGCUUGCCUAAUUAUUUGUAACUGUAAUACACGUGAAAAGGCUGAUGACUGCAUACAAACGCUUACAAAAUAUCUUGAAAACAUACAUAAUCAUCCUGAUGAAGAGAAAUACUAUAAAAUUAGAAUGACAAAUAAAAUUUUCAGCGAGAAAGUGCGUUAUGUAGAGGGUGCGCUUGAUUUCUUGCUUGGCGCUGGCUUCCGUGAGAUUGAAAUCGAUGGUGAGCCCUUCCUGCUAUGGUCUAAGGAAAACGUUGAGAAAGAUUUCGACAUUCCUACAUUGUUGGAUGCAUUAAAAAAUGCCGAAAUUAUACCAUUGGAUUUAGAUAGAAAUAUUAAAGUGUUAAUGCCGUCACAGGCACGUAAUGUUGAGCUGCCAGAUGAUUUCUAUCGCAUUUCACCAGAGGAAAUCAAACGUGAGCAACAACUACGCACCGAAGCGAUUGAAAGUGCGCAAGUAUUACGUACGAAGGCAAUGCGUGAGCGGGAAGAGCAACGUAAUUUGCGUUUAUAUCGUUUUGCAUUAGUUCGCGUUAAGUUCCCCAACGGAAUUUACAUACAGGGUACCUUUAAUGUUUACGAAAAACUAAGAGAUAUAUUUGAAUUCGUACAGUCGUGUCUUAUUGACGAAAACUUAGAUUUCAAUUUAGUAGUCACCAGCGGAGCUAAAUUUACCGACGAUGAUAUGGAAAAGACUUUAUAUGACUUGCGACUCAUUCCAAAUAUUGUGCUGCUUUUUGCAAUUCCCGGCGCAACCGCCUCCUUGGCAGCUGAUACGAACUUUUUAAAAGAAGAAAUGCUAAUGCUUAUACAGAAGAUGUAAACUUUGCCAGCUGCGUGUGCAACAUUUUUUAAGUUAAAUUGAUUAUACAUUUAUUAUGCUUUUAUAUUAGUUUCAAUUUAAUUUAUUUUUUAUGAAUAUAAAAAGAUCUUUAUUCCUUAUAUGAAAAGAAAUAUUAUAUAUGUUUACACAUUACCGUAUCUCAUUAUGGACAUUUUUCUUAAUGCAAACAUGUUAUUUGAAACACAAUCAUUAAUAUUGUAAUCUUUUUGCAAGAGUUCCACUAUUAUUGUUAAACAUCACAAAAUUUAAUAAACAAAUAUCUUUCUGGAUUAGUCCAAAAAAAA